UCAGUAUCGCCAGUCAUAUGGGUAAAAAUGGCUGCUAAUUUCUAAUGCUUCUCUUCGAUAGUGACAAAUAAGCGCUGUUUCUCCUUUCGUUGAUCACUCGCUGUCAUGUUUUCCGAAGGUAAAUUUGAACCGAAACGGAUUUUUUUAAAUUUUUAAUCGUGGAACGCUUAAAGGGACUCCGUACAUCUGUCUUACCGGCAAGUGCUUGACUUUACAGUUGCUGUGAUUAUAUUUUGUGGUUUUAGCUUCAGCAGUGUGUUUGUGCUCGAGUUCCCUCUAUAACAGCAGUCGUGUUUGUGGGCGAGCCGGGAAGGACAUAAAACUGGGGAAAUGUUUAACAUUGGUUAGCACUGUCGGGUCAGGAUCUGCUGGAGGUGAUAAAGAAGGGAUCGAGGACACUAUUCCUGUUUGUGUUUAUUUGGUGAUUCGGCGCAACUGGCGGUGUCGUGUUGGGUCAAUGUUGCACACACUGAAGGAGGUAACUCAUAUUGGAACACCUACAUGGAUCCUUAUGUAUAGACCUUCAGAACAGACUGUAUGAUCAUUUGAUAGUACCUUUUUCCCCAUGUCAUUCUUAAAAGACAAAAAAUGAUUGGUUCCCCUGACCUGGUGGCUCUGACGAAAGAUGACGAUUAUGGGGACACGUAUGUAGAUCCUUCUUUAAUCCCGGAGGAGUUUUCUGUGCCUCUGUUCCCCCAUGCUGGGAAUGCCAAUCCCUGGUCCAAGACUUCCUUUGCGAAAUUCACCAAGGAUUUCAUCCUCAUCUCCGAGUUUUCCGAGCAGGUCGGCCCGCAGCCGCUCAUAACCAUCCCAAAUGACUCCAAGGUUUGUGGAACCUUUGAUCUCAACUAUUUCUCCCUCCGGAUCAUGUCUGUGGACUACCAAGCCUCGUUUGUGGGACACCCCCCGGGCUGUGGCUACCCAAAGCUCAACUUUGUGGAGGACUCGAAAGUCGUGCUCGGGGAUUCGAAAGAAGGAGCCUUUGCCUACAUCCAUCACCUGACCCUGUAUGACCUGGAAGCCCGCGGCUUCGUCAGGCCCUUCUGUAUGGCCUACGUCUCGGCCGACGAGACCAAGAUAAUGCGGCAGUUCCUGGAGCUCUCGUCCGAGUUCUCCAAGGCUUCCGAGUGCUUGAAAACGGGAAACCGGAAGGCGUUCGCCAGCGAGCUGGAAAAGAAGCUGAAGGACCUGGAAUACACCCGGACUGUUCUCCACAGGGAAACGGAGCUGCAGAAGAAGACCAACGGCUGCUACUCCACCCAAGCAAUAGAGAAAGCGAACGAGCUAGCCAACGUCGAAAAAUCCAUCUAUGAACACAAAGAUCUUCUGAAGCAGAUCUCCUCCUACCCGAACCGCAAAACUAAAGACCCUGAGUUUCUACCCUAUGAGCUUGACAACCCGCCUGACUCCGCCGAAGCAGACCAGGACUCGGUUAGUAAUGACCCGAAUCGUGAAGAAUUGGCCGAAGACUCGAGCUGUGCACGCAGAGCGUCUUACACCCCUCAGCUCAUAAAAGCAAAGUCUGCUAAAUGCUUUGACAAGCGCCUAAAAACUCUAGAGGAGCUCUGUGAUUUGUACUUCUUCAAUCAAACGAUGGACCAGCUGACGCACAUCGAGAAGAUGUUCAGAGGAGACCUGUGCUACAUCCACACCAGCCAGAUCGAGCGAGCCCUGCUGAAGCAGCAGAAAAUCACCGACUUCCUGUUUGAGGAUUACAAAGAGUGGGAGGAAGAAGAAGAAGAAGGAGCUGAGAAGCAGCCGUAUGAGGAGAAGCUUACUCUGGUCUGCAACAUGCCUCCUUCCUCCCCUGUCUUUCCAGGCGAGCCAAUGAGCCUAGAGUCCUACACCUCCUGCGUAGAGACCGUUCCUAUUAAAAUGGAACAGGACGUAAGUGAGGAUGGAUUGCACGACACCGAGCUGACAGAGUCCGGCCCCUGUGACAUCACCCAGGACAAUUUGGAAGAGUCCAUGAAUGCUGAAAUGAAGGGAAGUGUGGGCAGUGGGGAAAGCAUUGAAGUACUAGGGACUGAGAGGUCCUUCCCAGCUCAGGGACCCGUGAUGAAAUCCGAGAGUCUGGCAGUCCACCAAGGACAGAAUCCGGAAGUGGACAGAAGGAAAGAGGCGAGCAGGAGGACUAAUAGCGAGGACAGCAUCGAAGUCUUAAGCACCACGGAAUCCGUCAUACCCGAAGAUCUGAGAGCAUCGUACGCCUGCGCCGUUCACGAAGAGGACCCCGGUGUGGAGGCCUGGGGCGGAGACUCUUACCAGCAGGGCUUCCCUGCUCCGAGGCAGCACUUGGACGUGCAGGAAGCCGGCCGUUACGAAAACAUCCGGGUGGAUUCCAGCUGCUGCCUGGGGCAGGAGGGCCGGGUGUGCGAGGAGCCCUCGACCGAGCUCGCGCAGGAGUGCUGUGCCAACGGGGUGGUCAAAGAGGAGCCCCUGUCGUGCCGGCAAGGGGACCCAGCUCUGCAGGUGGAUUUCUGCCUGGCGGAGGAGGGCGCUCCAGGGGGGCAUCCCGCUUCCGAGCUGAACCCCAACUAUCUCUCUGACGAGGUGUCCAGGAUGAACCUGGAUGACGCCUCGGACAGCACCAGCUUCAUGAGUGCCUCCACCAGCUCCGACAGGGCGUCGUCCCCGUUCCUCCCUGGCAACCCCGUUACUGUGAAGCACAAGAAGAAGGCGGGGCAGAGCGCCCUGAGAUUUAUAAGACAAUACCCGUUUGCUCAGCAGGCCAUUUUCUGCCUGCUGAGCGGGAGGACUCUGGUGGUGCUGGGUGCUGACGAAGGAACCGUGCGCAAGCUGGUGAAUGCCUUAUCCAUCUUUGUCCCCAAUCUGGGCAAGUACGCCGAGGCUGUCAAACCCUGGGUAACCUCCCCCUUCCAAAUAACAGACCUGCAGAACUGGAAGCUUAUUGGCCUGCACAGGAUGGCCUCCCCCACAGGUUCCAGCAUGCUGUAUUCCCUGAAUCGCUAUAGCCGCUACAUCAGCAUCGUGGACACUGAUCACAAGACCCUGCGUUCCCCCGCGUACAGAGGCUCACUGGUCAGCAGGCUGGCCGACCACCGGACGCAGAUUAAGCGAGGCAGCACCUACUUCAUGCACGUUCAGAGCAUGCUGACCCAGCUGAGCUCCAGGGCCUUCCUCUACACCUUCUGCCAUCACCUGCACCUCCCCAUCAGCCCCGAGGAAGGGCAGGAGUCCGUGGCCUCCCGCAGGGCCAGCUUCCUGCACCACAUCCUGGGCUGCAAGGAGGAGGAUGCAAGGAUCGUGCACUUCCUGUCUGAGCUCAUCAAACAGUUCUACCUGCAGGGGCCGAGAAAGGGCGCGUUUGCAUUUAACUACGUCACCAGCUUUUUGUACAAAAUCUAGUUGAAUUGGUUGGCAGUUGUGCAGUUCCUGGUCCUUCUCUCCCUCCCCGCCACGUCGAGAGGGGAGAGGUAAAAUGAAUGUAAAUGAAUGUUUGGGUUCUUGUUUCCCUCCUGCGUUUCUUGGGAUGACCUGCUUCCUGCCAUUGUCAGAGCCGACGUCUUUGGGUGGUUGCUGGAGCAGAAAAUGGAGGUAUUCGGCAUUUUAUGCAUUUAAAUAACGAAUGCUGUUACAGUUGAAGUUCCCAAUGCUAUUUAAUUCUUUUUUUUUUUUGCCAUGUUGUCAAACUCUGAAUCUGAAUCAUGUGUCCAAAUAUCAGCAGAACAGACUUUUGCUACUGCAGUUCACAGUACUAUUUUAACAUCUGCGAACUUUAGCAGCAAUUAGUGACAAUAAACAUUUGGCCUACUCAUAUUAAGUAUACAAGUGGUGAUAUUUCUUAUUACAUAUUUUUUUAUAUUGAAAAAAACAACAGUAUAGAAAGCAUAACUUGUCAUACGUGAGAGACUAUUGGAGGGUCAUCUAUAGGAAGGAGAACUUGGAUUGUGGUGCAUACUGAACCCUUCCAAAGGAGACCUAAGCAUUUCUACACGAAACAGAACCAGAGACAUUUUGGUUCACUUUUAAAAAAGAGCCUUUUGGCUUUUCAAAUCCUACCAACAAUUAAAAAUUGCAAACCUAAUAACCUAUGAUGGGUUCUUUUCAAGUUGCUGUUUCCCUCCACCCAUUGAAUACCCAAGAUUUCUUGGCUGGUGAUUGUUGAUUGGCAGGCAGGCCAAACUUUUAAUUUAAUCUGGAUUUUAUUCUGUUUUGAGUCAUUGUGCUCUUUGGCUCUUUAGAUGGCAAGUCGAGCAACGCAGUGUGUGGCCAGACGUGUCAGCAGUGCAUGUUGAAAUGUUGUUGUUUUUUUUCUUGUCUUAAUGCAGGGGUUAGGAAUGAAUUCCGAAAAUAUAAGAACUUUCUUGGAAGAGAUUUGCCCAGCCUGUUUCCUGAAUUAUCCUCUAGGACCCCGAGUUUCUGAUUUAUCCUUUCUGAUUUAGACUACCAACCAUUGAGCUUGUUUAUUUCACACUCUCAGCUGUCCUGGAGGUGAAGCUCUGUUUUUUUUUUAAUCCAGUGACAAAGGAAUCAUUGCCAAAAAGCAGUCGUUAUUUACUGUAGCUGUAUUCUGCAGAUCCUUCGCCCAUCCUCAAGGUUUGGUCUGUGCUAAUCGACCAACGCUGGCAAACACUGAAAGUCUCCUAAAAGCCUACAGCGGCAACCUGCUACAGACACAAAUGAUGAACAAUUAGUUGACGUUCCUCUGCAUCUCCCCGCUUGAAUCUCUGAUGAUAAUAUAUGUAUGUUGUGUUGUUUUCUUAUGUAGGUGGAUAGGCACCGAGUGUCAAACUCCGAUUAGGAUAGGUUAGGUGGAAUGUAUCUCACCGUCUAGCCUAACUUGAGAAGCUCAGUCCUCUUAGAAGCAGUUAUUUUAAGCAAGUGGCACACACUGCGCGUGCCUCUAGAAUGGCAAUCCUGUGUUGAACAUGAUGGACAAAGAGUUAAAAGAUCAGCAUGGCUGGGGUUUCAUUUAGAAAAAUAUCUGGCAUGCCUUACGUGUGCUUCUUUUCAAUGCCAAAGGGGGUUAAAUUAAGCGCUUCAAUGUUACUGUAACUUUUUGUUGUGUUUUUAUUUUUCCUUAACACUCAUACUAGAAUUGAUCCAGUAGUGUGUGAAAAUGGUCUAGCAUGCACUGCAGAAUAACUUCCUCCGCUGAGGAUGAAAUUCAGGUUAUAUCAUAAUACAUGACUAGGAGCACUACAAAAGCCAUGAUUGAAUCUCCUUAAUUUCUAAAGAGCAUUGCGUGACUUAUCAUUAGAUAAAUGAGACUUUUAUCUGACUAUUGACAGUGAUAUAGAGUCAGUUAUCAUUAUCUAUGCAAAGCUUGUUUUUGUGCAAAACAAACCAGUAUUAUUGCUUUAUUAAAUUUAGCAACAAUACUUUUGCUCCUCCUAGCCAAAAGGGAUUCAACCUUAUUAAUACAGAGCGAACUGUUUUCUUUUAACAAAAUAUAGUCUCCAUUUCAUAGCAAAAGUCUCCAUUUCAUAGUAUCUGUUCUAAUAAGGACUAAUGAGAAUUAUUUAAGACUCAUCUCAAAAUAAUGUAUCUGUCUGCUGCUAUAAUUUAAAAUACAGCUGGAGAAAUGUGAGAAUUUUUCAUAUUUAUUUUCGCCUUUUUGGGAAACAUUUUUGUAAUGAAUGUGUCUACAAUGUGCUCAUUUUUGUAACUGGAAUUAAGACUAUAACUGGGAGGCUUUGGGGAGUUUGCCUUCUGAAGAGCUAUGGCUGCUUUCAAAGGCUUUUCAGUUUUUCAAAACUAACCAGCAUUAGUAAUUUUGUUCUUGUGUCUGUUUUGACUGAAACCCCUUAGAAAGUGUUGUUUGCUAACUAAAUGUUGGCAACAGAAGACACAGGAGGCAGAUAUUUUUAUAAUGUGUUAGUAUUCUUUUUAAAUUGUACAUAAUAGAAUAUUUUCAGUUUUGCAGAAGUAUCCGCUGUAAAGCCAUGUGUAACCAAAAAUCGAUUCUUGUUAAGUGAACAUCCUGCAUCAGAUAAUCAGGGAGUCCCAGAGCCUGAUUACCUCAGCUAAGCCAUAGUGUCCCAGUCAAUUUCAGUUCUGAAUUGAAAAAAGGAAAAAAGUGUUUUUGUCAUUUUGGGGUUCCCAACGUGUUCUGGUUUUAAACUGUAUUCUUCCAUCGCGGUCUGCCUAGGGCUGAACACGUCCUUCUUGGUUAAGUAGCAUCUUGAGAGAGAGAAAGCACAAAGAAAGAUUUUUGCCAGGCUUAGACCCUGCACAGACACACACGGUCUGCACUACAGAAUACUCAGCAAUUGUGGAGAAACCAGUACAAAAUGAGAAGCCUAUUGGUUAUGCAUGGAAAAAAUAAGUGCUGCGAAGAUGCACCAACACUGCAUGCUCCAAUGUAUUUGAGAUAUUUUUGAAACUGCCCUGUCAUCUCCCCCCUUGUGCCCCAGUAGUAACUUGAAAUUGUUGUGGAACACAUUCAUUAAAGUAGGGCGUUUAUAUACCUCCGUCCAUAGUUUGAAACAUGCACAGGUACUUGGGUAUGAGCAUGGCUUUUCUUAAUGCUGGUAGCUGUGUAGUAUACCAUAACAUUGCUGUUGUAUAUGUGCACUCUUACAAAUGUUUUAUUUUACUAGACUUGUGUCUUCCCUGGCAUGCAGGUAACUGUUGGUAAUUGACAGAUUUAUUUUUUAUUUCACUAUAUAAAUGUAAGUCGUUAAUGGUUUGGUUUGACCAUUUGUUUUUUAAUACUACAUACAUCUCAUUAUGUAAAUCAGAUAAUUUAGUGCUCAACCUGGCCAUCGGUCACGUGGGUACGAAGGUAACAAUAAAACAAAACCAUUUCUCUCUUCGUCACAGAAUGUAUUAAGCGUGUUUGUGCGGAAAGUAGAUGACUUUAUAAGAUGACCACCGUAUUAUAAAUCUCGUUUCUAACAGUUUCAAAGUCAGAAAAUCUUGAUAUAAACAUUUGUACACCAGAUGUUGUUCUUAGAAGGUAGUCAAAUAGAAAACCUUAGAGGCUCUAGUCAAUGAAAAUUGCUCCAAAAAUACUUUUGAGUGUAACUGGCGCAAAUCAGAAAUUUAAAGGUGUUUUGUUAAGAGUUCUGCAGAGCUUGGCACUAGAUACCCUGAUCUACAAGCCAUUAUCUUGUCGGAUAUCCUGAUAUCUCCCUGUUGAGGUUGCUAAUCCCAAUCCUAGAGGAUCACAAACCUGCUGGUUUUCAUUCCAGCCCAGUUGAAUUACUUAAUUGAAGCCUUAAUUGAACUAAUAUGUUGCUUCCUUGUAACAUGUUCGAGUUAUUUUUGUACUCAGGAGUUUGGAAUUUCAUGUUACUUAUGAAAUGCAAUAGUAAAAAUGCUAACUCCCACCAUGUUUAAGACUUGAACGUAAUUAAAACAGUUGUAGUUCAUCCUGUUAUUGAGUCACUGAGGGGAUGGGUAACCGAGAGCCAGGCUGGACCACAGACCAGCAGAAGUGUGGAUCUCAGGAGCAGCAGUACUGGGAUCAACUGCCAUGUAUGAACAUUUGAAUUUCAAGUUUGAACUUCCUCCUUUCGCUGUGGGGAAGUCUUAUUUUUACUUAGUUCCGUCUUGGAAGAAGGCACCUUCCUUACUGGGCUGUUGUCGCAGUCAUGUACCCAAGAGGAUUUGAAAGUGAGCAGUUUUUGUAUUCACUGUAAAAGUAUGGGCAUGCUGCACACACAAAAAUCACAAUUAAGCUGAACUGCUCAUUUAAUAAAUCAGUAAUAAAAAGGAUUAAUCCAUUAAUUUCCUCCCAUGCAAAACUUGCAUUACAUUUCAUUAAAAUGUUUAAUUAAUCUACAGAAAACAAGUUGUUUUGGAUGUACUUAUAUUGAAUAUUGAGUAAUAGGCACAUCUUUUUUUUCCCCCAAAGCAUAUUGGUUACUGGUGUUACAGUAUGUGCUAGUCUUUCAAAACGUGCCAUAGAAACCUUCCUUCUUCAAUAAACUGAUAUGAUGAAUUAUACUUGUAAUUAUAUUUACCAAGUUACGUUUCUCUUUAACUUAUUUGCUUCACUGAAGGAAACCGACGCCAAAAAGGGUGUUCUGAAGAUUGAGAACACAACAGUCUGCUGUUGGUUCGUUUGUAUGAAGGAACCAUAUGUGCAUUUUUUCUUUAAACUGGAAAUUCAGAUGCCAUGUACUUUUAUUUCUCAGGCCUUAAACAUUUUCCUCAUGACACAAGCAUUUAUUUGUACAAAAACUGCCUAAGUUCCAUGCAAAACUGGAAGAGUAUUGUGCAGUUUGAAUCUCAGAGCCUAUAGUCUGUCCUCUACACUUAAGAUUGUAUUUUUUCCCCAAACUUGAAUACUUCUCCUUUACACUGACUGUAAACAGAUUUAUUAAAUUAGCUAAUUCAUUGAAUCUAACAAAGCAUUAAUAUUACACCUCUUCCUAAUCUUCCAUUGCUGGUAAUGUAAAGCAACAAGAAUUGCACUAUGAUUUGUACUGUUUAAUUGCCUGCAUGUAACCCAUUCUUUGUACAGGUCAAAUGAUUUGAUCUUUUUGUUUGAAUAAACUGUGAAGCCAUUCUCUACACUAUCCUCUCUUAUGUGUAAUGAGUGACUACAAGGUAAACCAUCUAUAACCAACCUUUAGUUGGUUGAAAAAGCUUUUAAUCAUGCAAAUGUUCGGCAUAAUUGUUUUAUUUAAGUUUGCACACAAGUGUUUGAUGGUUUAAAAUGAUUUUUUGUUGCUUUUAUUCAUUUUAUGUUUCGUUUGCUCGAAGUCAUUCAACUGCGAAACACCCGACUACGAAAGCAUUAAUUUAAUAAAGGGUUCAAAUCUG
This is a messenger RNA of Lepisosteus oculatus (spotted gar), 8739 nucleotides long. It is a transcript of the gene smcr8a, whose product is annotated as Smith-Magenis syndrome chromosome region, candidate 8a. Gene Ontology annotation, cellular component: guanyl-nucleotide exchange factor complex. Gene Ontology annotation, molecular function: GTPase activator activity. Lineage: Eukaryota; Metazoa; Chordata; Actinopteri; Semionotiformes; Lepisosteidae. The record is from RefSeq and is a predicted model, not a curated record.